GAUACUCCAAGCCAAAUGCAUUAAAUCGUAAGCGAAUUUCUUUUCAUACUAGAUGAAUGUACUUGGACAAGACUAAUAUAAUAGCUGGUACAAGUGAAUGACAUUGUACAGGAAAUAUGAAUUCUAAACUUGGUAUCAACUUAUUGUCCAGUCGAUUGUCGUCAUGGUGACGAGACGAUGUCUCUGUUGUGAGGUGUGGGCGGAAUCGGAUGCAUGCUCCUAGAUACCCAAUGGGUGUGACAUGCGCGCCAGUAUUCAUGAGCUAUACGUUAUUUAACUCUUCCUCAAUCAUCACAGUUAAUUGAUCGGAGCAAACAGACUACCAACGUAAAAACCCAGGUUCGCUCUUUGCGUGGACACACGGAAUGACAAGCUGGCUAUGAUGUCUACUCCCCUUGCGUCCCGGUCCUUCAAACGCUCAUUCAAUCCUCACAGGAACCAUGGGACUACUGUCAGUAAGCUCCGACUUCUUAUUGAUGUCGACCCCACUUAUGGCUUCAGAAGGCUUAAACUAGGAGGCAGAGAACUAGAUGAUCUUCCACGGGAACUUUUCGAACUAACCGAACUGGAAUAUCUAACGCUUAGUCCAGACCGGAAGUCUUGCUUAUUCUUUCAGCUUUCGUCUGUCCCAAAAGAUAUUGGCCGACUUGUAAAUCUGCGAGUACUGUGUCUUGACACAAAUGAACUGACGGAUCUUCAUCCAGCGUUAUGCCAACUAGGACACCUAGAGCGGUUGGUACUCAGCAACAAUCUCCUAACGAAACUUCCUCAAGAGUUCGAAGACCUCAAGCAACUGAAGAGCUUGCACAUCGCCAAUAACUACUUUGAAGAGGUGCCAGAACCUUUAUUCGCUUUAAAACAGCUUACAUUCCUGGAUAUGAGUGACAAUAGGAUUAUGAUACUUUCGUCUCGGAUCGGCGAACUGAGAAAUCUCGAAACGUUGUUACUUUUCUACAAUCUGUUGGAAAUGUUGCCCGAGUCCAUUGGUCGUUGCACAAGACUCUCUAAUCUUUGGUUAGGAAUGAACAAACUGACAACAUUACCACAUGGUGUUGGAAGACUGUCUAGAUUGGACUGGGGUGAGCACGACCAUUCUUCAAACUUGGAAGGCAAUCCUUUGAUCUAUCCACCCAUUCAAGUGUGUCGCAGAGGGCCAGUCAGCAUCUAUGAGUAUUUUAAGGAACGCGGCACUUCAAAUAAGGUCAGUCCUCAGCAGGAAUCACCCUCACUUUUCAUGUAUUCGAUCGUCUUAAUCUGA
Lytechinus pictus (painted urchin) is the source of this 1258-nucleotide messenger RNA. Its product is annotated as leucine-rich repeat protein SHOC-2-like. Gene Ontology annotation, molecular function: protein binding. The record is from RefSeq and is a predicted model, not a curated record. NCBI's taxonomy places the organism in Eukaryota, Metazoa, Echinodermata, Echinoidea, Temnopleuroida, Toxopneustidae. Bases 380 to 1258 code for a protein of 292 amino acids. The transcript has 2 exons.